Penicillium longicatenatum is the source of this 924-nucleotide messenger RNA. RefSeq lists its product as uncharacterized. Bases 1 to 924 code for a protein of 307 amino acids. The transcript has 4 exons. Gene Ontology annotation, cellular component: fungal-type vacuole membrane. Gene Ontology annotation, biological process: basic amino acid transport; transmembrane transport. Gene Ontology annotation, molecular function: basic amino acid transmembrane transporter activity. The record is from RefSeq and is a predicted model, not a curated record. NCBI's taxonomy places the organism in Eukaryota, Fungi, Ascomycota, Eurotiomycetes, Eurotiales, Aspergillaceae.
AUGUCUAUUCUAGCAAGAGUCGUCACUGGCUUUGGAAGCUCGGGGAUGCUAGAUUUAUCCUCCGUGCUCUUGAAUGAUAUUGGUGGCCCAUUCGGAGUGGCGAUUCUACGAAGCUAUUUCAUGACUGUAACGAUGAUUGGAUUUAGCGUCGGAGGGGCCCUCGGAGGAUUCCUGGCGACGUUGGUAGGAUGGAGAUGGUCAUUCCUCCUCCAUGUACCGAUUGUCUUGCUUUGCGCUCUUGUCACUGUCUGCCAGCUUCCAAAGGAUGCACCUCAGGACCCACAGUCCGCCGUACUUGAUGACAACCAGGAGAGACAAGAAGAAAAAACCCCCGGUGCUGGAAACCUGGACGUAUUAGGCAUCAUGUUCCUCGUGUGUGCAAUCGUAUCAGCCCUGAUGAUGGUGCAAGUACUACAAGGUGAUAUAUUCCCAGAAAAGAGACUGUACAUUAGCACAGGUCUUGGAGCUGCUAGCUUGUUGCUCGCGGGUGUCUUCUGUGCGCACGAGGUUCAUUGGGCCAAAAGACCCCUGAUUCCAUUAUCUUUCAUGAUGUCCAGCCAAACCGGCAUUAUGGGACUGAUCCUGUGCAUCGUGAGCUACGCCAUGAUUGCAAUCCGAUGGUGUUUCUUCAACCCGUCAAUCUUGGAACUAGUCUAUCCCUUCUGCUGUGGAGUAGGACUAGGCAUACUCUUCUCCACCCAGUUCGUGGCAUUAUCCGCUCACUCGCCCCAGGCCUACACAGCGAGAUUGAUCACGACGUAUUAUCUGAUGCAGCAAAUUGGGUCUGUUAUGGGUGUAUCGGUUACAUCCUGGCUCAUUCGAAGUAGUUUUGCGAAUGGCCUGGAAAAUGAGUUUGGAGUAACUCCAGAGGGAAUGAGAGUGAGUGAACUAUGUCCCCAGAAGCCUUUCCAUUUCAUGAGCUGA